Molecule: messenger RNA, 3419 nt
Organism: Oreochromis niloticus (Nile tilapia)
Lineage: Eukaryota; Metazoa; Chordata; Actinopteri; Cichliformes; Cichlidae
Exons: 14
Coding region: 1401-2450 (349 amino acids)
Source: RefSeq, a predicted model, not a curated record
CCCGUUCUCACUCCCGACGCGUAAAAUACUGACGAUUUGUCACGUCCCUUAACUUCUCAUGCUGACGCUGAAGGUACCCUUCCACGUUUUUAUGCGACGCUGUGGGUUGUCAAUUCAUUCCAAUAUGAACCCGCUCGCGGUGAUAAGAGACGCUUCGAGCAGAGGCUCCAGCCAUCCAUUUACUCCAAUAAUAACCCCGUCACGGCGAAAUGUGACGCCUUGAAGUACAAUCUAACUGGAGAACCGGGGACCCUCUCCGCGAACGGGAUUUUCUCCCUAAUUUAAUGCUUUCUUUUAAUGACAUUGUUAACAUUUCUCAACAAAAACACAUGAAAGUAACACUGAUAAUUCAACAAUAAAAUCGCUUCAUUUUCCAAAGUGAUUCACGAUCUGAAAGUGCGCAGAUUUAAUGUACAUAAUCCUUGGUUGGGUUUAUUAUUUUUAUUUCACACGUAAAACACAUUUAUAGUUUUAUUCACCAUUCCUGUUAGUUUUGGAUGCGCUCGGCUCCAACCAAUCAGACGCAACCGGUGUAAGCAAAGGAUGAUGGGAGAACGGAGAGACCCGUUUAUAAGAAUAAGAAAAGGAGGCGGAAUUGAUUGAUUCUAAUGCACGUAUGUAAAAAAUACAUAUAUUUAGAGUAAUAGCUUGAUGUGUGUUUCAAAGGGUUUUUUUCAUAAAAGCUUCGAACAAACAGAGGUGACUGAUCUUGGAAACGAUUUAAUGCAUUUAAAAAUGGCUACAGCUACCGUCAGCAUGCUUGCUAGGUAGAGUAUGGUAACGACUACACGUGGCUAGUGCAGCAUUAGCCAUUUAAUCCAACGAUGAUCAUUAAAUCUAUUAUAAACAUUUAAGGACUUGUGUGUUGCAAAAUAGCCUCACAUGGUGUGUAAAGCAGUUUUUGCGCUAAUAGUUCUGCUAGCUCUUUACAAACCUAUGAUGCUAACGUUAACCGGAGCGCCAAGCUUCAAGCUGCUGACGAACUCCCUCAAGACAUGCAGGUAACCUUCUUUUUUUUUUCGUAAAUGUGAUGUAGUGGAAACAAAUGUUAAAGAGGGGACACACUUGUCUAAUUUAUUGUACGUAGUAAACGUUAUAUUAUUUGAUAUAUUUUUUAUAAAUUUUAUAUAUCUGUAUAUAUGUUUCAGUAAGUAAAUAUUCUUCAAUCUCUUUUUUUCCCCCAUUUUCCGCAGAUCAGCGUCAAUGUCCACGUGAAGAACCUAGUUAUGUUGCCAGUGUCAACCCAACAAAAGAUACUUUCACAAUAUAUAAAAGAAGUGUAUGGAACUGAGGUGCUUCCUCAGGAGGUCCUUCAGUUGUUGGAGGAUGGAGAAGCGGACGCAGCCAUGACUUGUGAGACGGCGUCUGAGUCAGCUACUACUCACUAGGAGAUCAGAAACAUGGUGUCCUUGCAAAAGUGGAAAGAGGCCAGGCCUUGUCUUAUAGACAAUAUGUUAGCUACUCUGGAUCCACAGUCACACCGUGUGUGUCAGUGUGGCAAACAAGUAGUUGUGAGGUGUCUGGACUGCCUGCCUCUUCCAUUCCUUUGUGCUGACUGUGAUAUUGCAGUUCACACACGCUUUGUCCUGAACAACAGAGAGGCAGUAACAGGAGGGUUUUUGCAGCCUUCAUCAGAGUUUCACAAGCCAAUAGUUCGGCUGUUGCCUGUGCAAAGGCCAGACCAUGUGUGUGACUGCCCAGCAGGUAACUUUGAGGUUUCACCCGGCGCAAUUGUGGCUCUUGUAACCAUAAAUGGCCGUUAUAACCUUGCACUGCCAGUGGUGAGCUGCACCAGCUGUGACCUAAUGUGGUCCCCCUCAGUUAAGGACAUCCUGGGUAGUGGAUAUUGGCCUGGCACCUUAAAUUUCUGCACCCUGUUUUCAAUGGGUGUCUUUCAGUCUUUCUAUGACAUUAAGAAGACUGCACCAGGGAUGUCACUUAAGGCAUUUGUCAAAAUGCUGGAUGAAAGAACAGCCCAUUUUGGAAGGACUGGCCGAAUAUCAGCUGAUGCCUUCAGUAAAAGCUUUGUGGAGUGGAGUGCUGUAAAGUUUGAGGUGGACAGGAUGUGCAAGGAGCCAUGCAUUAGCUGCCCUGCCUGCACUCCAGACGUGCUUGCCGUCUCAGUUGAUGGAAACCGUAAGCUUUAUCGCAUUCAAUCAAAUACAAGCACUUCAGAGCAGGCGAACUUUGAAGGUGUCUUCAUUGAAAAAGAUGAGGAAGUUGCUGAGUUUAUGAAAUACAUCCAGAGACACACAAAUGAUGUGGCUCAGCUGAGGAACCUCUUGUCAAUGCGUCCUUUUCUGUCCGUCAUGCAUGCAAAGGCUCACAUUUGGAAAUGCGAGAUCAAAUGGGGAGAUGCGUUUCAGGAUGGCGCCGGUUCUACAGUUGGAAAAGAGGUGGGACAAGUAAACAGUUUCCUGUCUAGGGCGGCCAUUGAAGUACAUGUCUAAAGCAGGGCGAACAGACAUGUUGACCCUCCUGGCUUUGGGGUGGAACAAAAGGAAAGUGGAAUAACUGGGCCGCACUUUGAGCCAGAGAUAUCUCAAGAUCAUAAGGAUCCUUAGAGAACAAGUGGAGAGCCUGAAUGCAACCAAAAAUGAGCUGGGUGUGGAUGACGACACACUGCAGCAAUGGGUGGCCGAUGUGCAGAAAUGGGCUGAAGGUGAGUCUCAAUAUAACGCACUCGUGUAUAACAAUAGGACCCACCAUGGCCUCAUUAAAGAACUUAAGAAACUGAUCAAACUGAUGGCAGCCUUGGAGCGUUGCAGGCACGAAUAGAGGAGCUUGUCGUCAUCAUCAGAGUGCGAACACAAAGUCUUUACAGACAAAAUGAUAGCAACAAGAGGUGACACAGAAUUCGCAAGGUCAUCUUAGAUGAGAAGAAACGCUUGGCGGCUGCUGUUGACAACUACAACAAGCUUGCUGAACCAACAAACAAAUCGUAUCCAGUGAUGCCCUCAUCCAGACCGAUAUUUGGCCCUGGCAGAGCACAAGUGAACCUGCUGCUGAACUCCAGACAAAGAGAAAGGUCUUUGAGAAGGUGAUGGCUGUGAGGCGCCUGAGAGAGGAGGAGAUGAUCCUUUGCAGGGAGAUGCGGCAUCACUGGACAGUGUUGCGAAUGCGAUCUGUGGUGUUGGGGACAAUCUCCUCAGACUCCUCCCUUGUUGGCAUGUCCGAGGAUGCACAGAAGGGACUCCAUAGCCUGGUUUUAAAAAAAACAAAGUGAACUGAAAGCUGAAAUGCUCAAAAUAAAGGACAUGUACAAGAGAAUCCUCAGCCACCAACCACUCCUGGAAAUGGACUCGGAGGAGGAGGAAGACAUUCCAGACGAUGCCACUGAGAGUGAUUUGAGCACUUCUGAUGAAGACUGAUUGUGUCAUCAUUGAUGUUAUUUUUGGUAAAAUAAAAAGUUAAUCACA